Molecule: messenger RNA, 1030 nt
Organism: Tripterygium wilfordii
Lineage: Eukaryota; Viridiplantae; Streptophyta; Magnoliopsida; Celastrales; Celastraceae
Product: psbP domain-containing protein 6, chloroplastic
Exons: 3
Coding region: 63-863 (266 amino acids)
Biological process (GO): photosynthesis
Cellular component (GO): photosystem II; extrinsic component of membrane; photosystem II oxygen evolving complex
Molecular function (GO): calcium ion binding
Source: RefSeq, a predicted model, not a curated record
UCUGAUCCAAAACGAAUGAGAGAGCGGGAGCUCCAAGCAAAUCCUUUGGAAAAAUCGCAACCAUGGCGUCUGUCUCUCUGACCCCAAUCUCCCCAAUUUCCUCAACCUCUCGAUCACCAAGACCUCCACUCAAAACCACUGCCGCAGCAACAACGGCAUUGCACCAAAAUCGCGGUCAAUUCACUCUCAGUAGCAGGAGAGACAUGUUGAAAAGACUCGGACUCGCAAUUUUGCCAUUGAUUCUAGUGAAGGAACCUCCACAUUCAGACGCCGCAAGAGAGGUUGAGGUUGGCACCUACCUCCCUCCGUUGCCGUCGGACCCUUCCUUCGUCGUUUUCAAAGCCUCUCCGAAGGACACCCCCGCUCUUCGCGCUGGGAAUGUGCAGCCCUAUCAGUUUGUCCUCCCACCGACUUGGAAACAGGCACGUGUGGCCAACAUACUAUCAGGGAAUUAUUGCCAACCAAAGUGUGCAGAGCCUUGGGUGGAGGUGAAGUUUGAAGACGAAAACCAGGGAAAAGUGCAGGUGGUGGCGUCUCCUUUGAUACGCCUGACCAACAAACCAAAUGCAUCAAUAGAGGAAAUUGGAAGCCCUGAAAGGUUGAUUUCAUCUCUUGGCCCUUUUGUCACUGGAAACUCAUAUGAUCCAGAUGAGCUCUUGGAAACAUCAACCGAGAACCUUGGUGAUCAGACGUAUUAUAAAUAUGUGCUUGAAACACCCUUUGCUUUGACUGGUACACACAAUCUUGCCAAGGCAACAGCAAAGGGAAACACCGUCGUCUUAUUUGUGGUCAGUGCAAAUGAUAAGCAGUGGCAAUCAUCCCAGAAGAUUCUGAAGGCAAUGCUGGAUUCGUUUCAAGUGUAAUUUUUCAUCAGAGAAGGAGGUUCCAUUCUUUCCUUCUCAUCUUUCCUUUUUAUCUGAGGUCUAAAUAUGCAAUGCAGCUACACAUUCCUUGCAGGGGAUAUUCCCAUCCGGAACUAAAAAGUUGCUUGUAGAACAAAACAUUUAAUUAAUUUCUAAAUUUUUAGCUA